Pieris rapae (cabbage white) is the source of this 1796-nucleotide messenger RNA. Its product is annotated as persulfide dioxygenase ETHE1, mitochondrial. Gene Ontology annotation, molecular function: sulfur dioxygenase activity. The record is from RefSeq and is a predicted model, not a curated record. Bases 141 to 935 code for a protein of 264 amino acids. The transcript has 6 exons. NCBI's taxonomy places the organism in Eukaryota, Metazoa, Arthropoda, Insecta, Lepidoptera, Pieridae. Gene Ontology annotation, biological process: glutathione metabolic process; hydrogen sulfide metabolic process.
UUACGGCUAUACCUUGAUAAAUUAUCACUAUCUAGUAUCUACGGUCAUCAUUCAAUUAUUCUAAACUAGUUGUGUACAUAUCUCGUCUUAGGUUUAAAGAUUUUUGAUAUAGUUCAGAUAAAAUAUUUUUUGUUAAAAGGAUGCUUGUCCGAGUGUCACUUCGCUGCUUGAAGCUAGCAGAUACACUAACUUCAAUUGGCAAAGCAGGUCUAUUCCGCACAAUGGCUUCAAUGGAACGGAACCACAAUUUCUUCUUUAGACAGCUCUUCGACCAUGAAAGUAGUACCUACACUUACCUUCUAGGUGAUACCACCAAUAAAGAGGCAGUGCUCAUUGAUCCUGUAUAUGAACAUGCUGAGAGAGACGCCAAUCUUAUCAAGGAGUUGGGAUUCAAACUUGUCUAUGCCAUGAACACACACAUGCAUGCUGAUCAUAUAACUGGUACGGGCAAGCUCAAAUCGCUCCUUCCCGGGACUAAAAGUGUGAUUGGCAAAGGAUCUGGCGCCCAAGCAGAUAUCUAUUUGAAAGAUGGUGAUGUAGUUCACUUCGGUAGUCAUCAGCUGUGGGCCGCAGCCACACCUGGACAUACGAAUGGCUGUUUCACUUACAUUAGCCAUGAACAGUGUAUGGCCUUCACCGGUGACGCUCUCCUGAUCCGCGGUUGCGGCCGAACGGAUUUCCAAGAAGGCAGCUCGGAAACACUCUAUAAGUCGGUUCACAGUAGAAUAUUCACGUUGCCCGACCAUUUCAUAUUGUACCCGGCGCACGAUUACAAAGGCCUAACGUCGACAACUGUUGGUGAGGAGAAGAAAUACAACCCAAGACUGACGAAGCCGUUAGAAGAGUUUGUUAAAAUCAUGGAAAACCUCAAUUUGCCGUACCCAAAGAAAAUUGAUGAAUCCCUGCCUGCAAACAAAGUCUGUGGUGUUUUCUAAACAAUAUUAAGAUUAAUACAUAUGAAUCCUAAAUUUUUUUUUCAAUAUUAUCUUCUAAAGAAGAAAUCGUGAUCAAUAUGCUGUGAAAACGUAGUUUAACUACUUUAAAUUGUUUAAAAGUUUAUUAGAUUCCUAUGUUUAUUUUAUAUUGUUCAUUGUAUAGUAGCUCAAAUUAGCAAUAAGUGUAAUCACAAAGCAACAUUGUUUUAAUUAUUUUUUAAUAGAAAUACUUAUCAAUAAUGUAUGUUUGAAUAAAUGUAUUCAGUUAAUGUUGUAUUAUUAUGAUUACUUCAAAAUCAAUAUUACAUUGCAUCACAUGGUUUCAGCGACUCUCAUCCUUGAGGUCGUAGGUUUGAUCCCCGGGUGUGCACCAAUAGACUUUUUAUGUCUGACAUGUAUCAAGUAUAAGACUGAUCACCUUCUUCUUCCUACUAUUCUAUUAAAUAAAAAUGAGCGGAUGCAAACUAACACCACGGAAUUAUUAAUAUUAAUAACAGUUAAUUUUAUUAAGUGACUAAAUAAAUAAAUAAAAGAUUAAGAGAUGAAGAACUCUUUAUUAAUAACUAAUUCGAUCUUGUUGUGUUCUAAAAUGUUUUUUGUUUAAUGUUGUUUACGCUUUGAUGUAGAGACGAUGAGUGCUUAGAUAAAGCAGACCUAAUCACCUAGAUGGCGCUUUCUUAAAAUAAUUUUGUUAUUGUUGUUUGUAUUAACUUUUUCAAUUUGAAUUCUCAUAUAGAAAUUUUUGUAAUGCAGUAGGAGAGUUGUAAAUUAAAGGAUUUCAGGAAGAAAAUAAAGAUGAACUCUUCAAUAACCCCUUAAUGCUAUCUUAGUUAUAAAUAAAUAAAGCCAGUUUUUACCAAG